Prorocentrum cordatum is the source of this 756-nucleotide messenger RNA. NCBI's taxonomy places the organism in Eukaryota, Dinophyceae, Prorocentrales, Prorocentraceae. The record is from the annotation of a GenBank genome assembly.
AUGGUGCGGUUGGACCACCCUAACGUUAGUAAAUUCUAUCAGUUCUACGAGGACGCGAGCCAUAUUUACUUGAUUUGCGAGCUGUUGACCGAGGGUGACUUCAGCGCCCUGAACAACAAAUGCGAGCAGUCGGUGUUACAGGUGCUUUUCCAGGACGUCUUUCGAGGCGUCGCGUAUUGCCAUUCUGAGGGCAUCGCCCACAGAGAUCUGAAGUUCGAGAACUGCCUCCGCACGAAGGGGAGCGACCGCAUGAUUGGCAAGGUCAUAGACUUCGGCCUCUCGGCCAUCAAGCCCGACAGCGUCGCCGGCGAGCUGUACAUGAAGGAGUCGCUUGGCACCAAGUUCUUCGUGGCCCCGGAGGUGAUCGAGAGGAGGAGCUACGGCGUCAAGUGCGACUGCUGGUCGCUAGGCAUAAUGAUCUACAUCGUCUUGACGGGCGAGUUUCCCUUCCAGGAGAACAACGAGAAUGCUCCAAGCAUGCCCACCGACAAGCUGUUCCAGCGCAUCCUGCAUUCCAAGUUCAGAUUGAGGCCAUUGGACAAGGCCCACGCGCCCGUGUCUGCCGUCCAGUUGAUCAAAGGCCUCUUGAACAAGAACCCGACGGACUCGGGCCGCCUGGACGCGACCACGGCGCUGGAGAUGCCCGGGUCGUGGCUGAGCGCCGAGUCCUCGAGCACGCAAGCCAGCGACCUGAAGCGGGGAUUCUCGCAGAAGAUGACCUUCGGCCUACGAGGAUGCAGACGUUCGCCGAGAUGA